UCUCUCUCUCUCUCUCUCUCUAACGGGACAAGCUCUAGCCUAAUCCGCUUCCUACAGGCGUCCAGAUAACCAAGACAAUACACACUCGCAUUUAACACCUCCAAAACAACAGCAGCAGGCAACCAUGAUCAUAGACGUCCCCGUUAUUCUGUCCGCACUUUUCUUCACUGUCAUCGCCAUAAUAAUCGCAUCGACGCUCCUGGCGAAGAAACCUGCGCCGAAGAAAGAGCCGAAGGAGAAGAGAGACGAGCGGCUGACUGAGCUCCAGCAGCCCGCAGAGGAGCAGCAUGUCCCGGCUACAGCUCUGAGGAGGGAAGACCCCUGUCAUGCGGAACUCAUCUCACCUGUGCAGGCUGAGGAGCCGGUGUCUGCAGUCGCGCCUGUGAUUGAGGAUGUGGGAGUUUUGGAGGAUCAACCUGAGAGCAUCGCAGUGCAACACACACCUGUGCAGGCAACUCCAGAGCCAGAGCCCAAGCCUGAGCCUGUACCUGAAGCAGUUGUAGAAUCUGCACCUGUAGAAGAGCUAAAAUCUGUGCCAGAACCCGUCACAGAGCCAGAACCCACCAAGAAGCCGGUCCCAGCCCCAGAAAUUGUGCAAGAGACUAUUUCUGCACCAGAACCUGUAAAGGCACCUGUCCCAGCACCAAAAUCUGUGGAAGAGUCUGUCCAUGUAACAGAACCUGUGAAGGCGCCUGUCCAAGCACCAGAACCCGUAAAGGAGUCUGUCCCUGCACCAGAACCUGUAGAGGAGCCAGUCCAAGCACCAGAACCUGUAAAGGAGCCUGUCCCAGCACCAGAACUUGUAAAGGAGCCUGUCCCAGCACCAGAACCUGUAAAGGAGUCUGUCCCAGCACCAGAAACUGUGAAAGAGUCUGUCCCUGUACUAGCACCUGUAAAGGAGCCUGUCCCAGCACCAGAAACUGUGAAGGAGUCUGUCCCUGUACUAGCACCUGUAAAAGAGCCUGUCCCAGCAUCUGAACCUGUGCCUAAACCAGUAAAGGAGUCCGUCCCAGUACCAGAUCUUGUGCCUGAACCAGUGAAGGAGUCUAUCCCAGAACCUGUGCCUGAACCAGUAAAGGAGUCCGUUCCAGCAUCAGAAGCAGUGAAAGAGUCUGUCCAGGAACCAGUGCCUGAACGAGUCCAAGAUGUGCCCAUCCCUGAACCAGUGUCUGUGCCAAGCCCUGAACCAGCACCUGUGCCCGCCCCAGUAACUGAGCCAGAGCCUGUGUCCACCCCAGAGCCACUGUCUGUACCUGCCACUGAAGCAGAAUCUGUCCCGGAAUCUUCAGCCCCAGAGGUCUUCGAGAAUAACGACGUAGCCUCCGCUGUGGCGUCAGAUGAAGCUGAGCUGGCCGACACUAAGAAAUCCACCAAGUUUGAGAAGAGAUUGACCAAAGAGGAGAUGGAGGAGGAGCAGAGGAUAGAGUUGACAAAUGACUUUACCGCUCUUUAAACAGCAGCAGGCUGUAAAGCCGCUGUCACGCACUGAGAUGCUGAAUAAAACAGAAGUGUGUCUAAUAUCAGCCUCAAGGAUCACUGGACUCUGGAAUAUUUGCCAUUGUACACUUUCCCUUUUAGUUUUCUGUGCAUUUCUGCCUGUGAAUAGCAAGCUUCCUCCAGCGAAACACCAAAGAUUAACAUCAGAUUUUCAUUUUUUUUUUAAAUAGACACAGAUGUACAAAAGCUAGUUCUAAUGAUGGCUUUGAGAUUAUGAAAUGUCUAUUAAAGCAGUAAUGAAGUGUUUGACACAACACAGCACUCUGACUGUGAUUAUUAUUUUCUUCUUCCAUUUGAAUGUGUGUAUUCUUGUUAAAUCCCAUCAUGCCCCCUAAUGGACAAAACUGUGACCGUCAGCGGCUGAUGGACAUAAAUCACACCAGCGCAUGAAGAAAUGUGGAAAACGUGCUGAGGUUGUCAUGUUGCUGGAUGUGUUUUGAGAAUAAAAGAUGGUGAAUCUCAUAAAAAUGCUCCAGAAAUUGUGUUUUACUGUAAUAUAUGUUCUUGUUCAUUUGACAAGUGAAUGAAAUGAUGGCAGAUGAAUAAAUAUAAGUCUGUAUGAAUGUUUUUUCUGGAUGAUUGCAAUAAUAAUUAAAUUUUAAUAUUGCAGUGAAACCAACUUAAGGGAUUUUUCGUGAGAUUCAGACUUUCUCUGGCUUUUAUAAUACAAAUAAAGAGCCAAAUUUGAUAA
Messenger RNA from Danio rerio (zebrafish), 2188 nucleotides. The record is from RefSeq and is a predicted model, not a curated record. Lineage: Eukaryota; Metazoa; Chordata; Actinopteri; Cypriniformes; Danionidae.